GCGGUGCCCGGAUGUGGACGUGGCACAGCGCUGCAGCAGUUCCGCCGAAUGUCCGCUUCUGCUCACCAAGAAGGGAUUAGUGAGAAACACCCCGGGACGACAUCGGCUUCACAGUUUGUCGGACACCGGGUUUCACAGAUUCCCCCGAGCAGAGGAUAGCCUUACUAUUUACAACACUUUGGAGAUUUAGGGAUGAACUGAGGAUGAAUGUAAACCAGCACACUCCAAUGGCCUCUCCAUAUGGCCAGCCCCAGCCUGGCUAUGGCCAACCCGGCUACGCACCCCUGGAUGGGGGAUACCCCGCACCUUACGCACCCUACAACGGCCCUUCUUCAGCCUAUCAGCCUGGGGCUCCACCACAAGGUUAUUCUCCUUUCACAAACUUUCCCUCUAAGGCUGUGGUUGCCAACCCAGUCUCUGACCUCUCCUCUCCUCUUGACUUAGGUCCUGCCCGGGGUCCUCCCACCUCUGGCGCCCCUCCAAUCUCGGCGCCUCAACCAUAUAAUCAGUACAGUCAAGGGGACAUGCAGAAUGGACCCCCACCUAUGACACAGGCCCCACCUAGGCCUGCUGCGUCUCAGCUGUACAACCAGGGAGCUGUGAACCUGUCAGGGCCACAACCCUCCUAUCCCCAAAACUACGGGCCCCAACCCUCAAUGCAGCAGGUUACUAGCCAGAUGACUGGGAUGCAGAUCACCUCUGGAGCGCCAACCCCUACAGGGCCAGGAUAUGCUCCACCUCGCAGCUCACAGCAUCCUGCCAGUACCGCCUACUCAGCCGCACCUCCACCAUCUUACACCCAAGCCCCUCCCCCUGCGUCCUCUGCCCCGACCCAACCACCCCCUCCCAGUGGCCCUGCAGCGUCUCAACAAUACUAUGGAGGCCCACCACCUCCUUCUCAACAGCCAUUUAACUCUUCUCUUCCCCCUACCUCUCAACGGCAGUUCCCCUCUCCUGGGCUGCCACCUUCUUCCUCUCAGCAAACCUUUCCUCCCUCCUCCUACUCGGGUCCUGUGUCUCCACCCAGCCAGGCACCUGCUCCCCCAGUGUCCCAGCCGCAGCAGUCAUUCCCUCCCACCCAGCCACCCUUCUCCUCAGCACCUCCACCUGUCAGCCAGCCUGCCUUCGUCUCCGGCCCGCCUCCCCCCACCCAGGGCUCCUUCCCACCUAGAGCACCCCCUCCUUCUUCUCAGCCUAGGUCUUUUCCUCCUCCUGGGCCUCCUCCAACCUCAAUGCCCUCUGGCCAGUACCCAGGCCCCAUGCCACCCCAACAGCAGCCCCCUCCAUCACAGCCACACCCUUACCAAUCAGGUCCUCCUCCUAUCAGAACUCAGAUGCCUCCCACUUCCAUGGCCCAGAGCAACCACCUGCCUCCAGGACCACAGGGCCCGCAAUGCCCUCCUGGGCCCAUGCAGCAGCCUCCAUCUCAGCCUGGCAUGCAGGGAGGAUACCCUCCUCAGCAGAAUGGUGCGUUUGGACAGGGUAGAGGUCCUCAGCCUGGCUAUGCAGGUCCUUAUCCCGGGCAACCAAACUACGGAGCCCCUGCACCAGCCCCUGCUCCUGGCCCCCCUGCACAGAAAAGACUUGACCCAGAUGCCAUUCCUAGCCCGCAAGCGUCUGACAUGCCGGCUGUGCAGAAAUCAAGACAUAGAAUAGAUCCAGACGCUAUCCCCAGCCCAAUCCAGGUAAUAGAGGAUGACAGAGCUAAGUGCACGGAGCCAUUUAACACAGGGGUCAGAGGUCAGGUCCCACCGCUGGUCACCACCAACUUCCAGGCCAAAGACCAAGGGAAUGCCAGUCCUAGGUUUGUUCGCUGUACGGCCUACAAUGUGCCUUGCACAGCCGAUAUGGCCAAGCAGUCUCAGGUGCCUCUGGCCGCUGUCAUCAAGCCCCUCGCCACGCUGCCGCCAGAUGAGACUCCUCCAUACCUGGUUGACCACGGCGAGGCUGGUCCAGUCCGCUGCAACCGUUGCAAGGCCUACAUGUGUCCAUACAUGCAGUUCAUAGAGGGAGGUCGGCGCUUCCAGUGUGGCUUUUGCAGCUGCGUCACAGAGGUGCCUCCACAUUACUUCCAGCAUCUGGACCACACUGGUAAGAGGGUGGACUGCUAUGAUAGGCCGGAGCUGUCGCUGGGCAGCUACGAGUUUGUGGCCACUGUCGACUACUGUAAGAACAACAAGAUUCCACAGCCUCCAGCCUUUAUCUUCCUUAUCGAUGUGUCCUACAACGCUGUGAAGAGCGGGAUGGUCAACAUUGUCUGCCAGGAACUCAAGACCCUCCUAGACUACCUGCCCAGGGAGAACCCAGAAAUGGACUCCGUAGUGCGGGUGGGUUUUGUCACCUACAAUAAGGUUUUGCACUUCUACAACGUCAAGGCGAGCCUGGCCCAGCCCCAGAUGUUGGUGGUGUCAGAUGUAUCGGACAUGUUUGUGCCCCUGCUCGACGGCUUCCUUGUCAACGUAAACGAGAGCCGGCUUGUUAUCGAGAGUUUGCUGGACCAGAUCCCAGAGAUGUUUGCAGACACCAGGGAGACAGAGACAGUCUUUGGACCUGUUAUCCAGGCAGGACUGGAGGCACUCAAGGCUGCAGACUGCUCAGGGAAGCUGUUUGUGUUUCACACCUCUCUGCCCAUCGCAGAGGCUCCUGGAAAACUAAAGAACAGAGAAGACAAGAAGCUGGUUGGGACAGAUAAAGAGAAGUCUCUGUUUCAGCCCCAGGUGGGUUUCUACAACACCCUGGCUAAGGAGUGUGUAGCCCAGGGCUGUUGUGUGGAUCUCUUCCUCUUCCCCAACCAGUAUGUGGACGUUGCCACGUUAGGGGUGGUUCCUGUCUCCACUGGAGGUUCGAUUUACAAAUACACCUACUUCCAGGCUCAGUCGGACACGGAGCGAUUCCUGAACGACCUCAGACGAGACAUUCAGAAACUAGUCGGCUUUGAUGCCGUCAUGAGGGUGCGAACCAGCACAGGUAUCCGGGCGACGGACUUCUUCGGCUCCUUCUUCAUGAGUAACACCACAGAUGUGGAGCUGGCAGGCCUGGACUGUGACAAGGCCAUCACUGUCGAGUUCAAACACGACGACAAGCUUAGUGAAGAGACGGGGGCACUCAUGCAGUGCGCCGUGCUUUACACCAGCUGCAGCGGCCAAAGGCGUCUCCGCGUCCACAACAUGGCGGUCAACUGCUGCUCUCAGCUGGCUGACCUCUACCGCAACUGUGAGACGGACACAAUCAUCAACUUCUUCUCCAAAUAUGCUUUCCGAGGCCUCCUGAACAACCCCACUAAGGCGGUAAGAGACACUCUGAUCAACCAGUGUGCUCAGAUUCUGGCCUGCUACCGAAAGAACUGUGCAAGCCCCUCAUCAGCUGGUCAGCUGAUCCUUCCAGAGUGCAUGAAGCUGCUACCGGUCUACCUGAACUGUGUGCUGAAGAGUGACGUGCUGAUGCCGGGAGCAGACGUCUCGUUGGACGACCGGGCUUACCUGAGGCAGCUGAUCAGCGGCAUGGACGUCACAGAGAGCCACAUCUUCUUCUACCCCCGCCUGCUGCCACUGACGAAGUUGGAAAGCGGGUCAUUGCCAAUGGCAGUGAGGGACUCGGAGGAGAGGCUGUCUAAAGGCGGAGUUUACCUCCUGGAGACGGGACUGCACCUCUUCCUGUGGGUGGGAGCCAGCGUUCAGCAGGAGCUGCUGCUCAACAUUUUCGGCACGCAGAGCUUCAGCCAGAUAGACCCGAGCUUGACAAGUCUGCCAGUGCUGGACAACCCCUUCUCUCAGAGACUCAGAGACAUCAUCGAGUCCUUCAGAGCACAGCGAUCACGAUACAUGAAGCUGAUGGUGGUGAAACAGGAAGACAAAGCUGAGCUGAUAUUCAGGCACUUCUUGGUCGAGGACAAAAGCGUCAGCGGAGGAGCGUCAUACGUGGACUUCUUGUGUCACAUGCAUAAGGAGAUCCGCCAACUUCUCAGCUAGACCUACAGACACCCAGCUUCACCAGUAUGACCCAAACACUAACACCCCCUCACCCUCCCAGGUUCACCCUUCCUUGUAAAAGAAAGCGCUUUAUCUUUUUUUUUCUUUUUCUUUUUUUCUUUUUUAACCCUAAUAAACUAAAGCUCUCCAUGCUGUCUGUCAGCUGAGAGAUGAGCUGAAAGAUCGUGUGUGUUAGUGCGUGUGGGUUAAUGCUUGUGUGUGUGUGUGUGUGUGUGUGUGUGUGUGUGUGUGUGUGUGUAAGAGAGAGCUUUACUCUGCCUCAAAUCUACUACUACUACACAGCAGGAGCAAAAUAACUAACGAGGGAGGGUAAUGUAUAUACACAAUUAAACAAUUAUGUAUGCAACUGAGUGAGAGAUGGAGACAGCUGGCUGAUGUUGACUGUAGUCGGGGUACUGUCUGUUUUACUAGCACUGAAAGGCUGUUUUGGGUGCAUUAAUGACCCUCAGAUAGUAAACACUUUUUAUAUGAUUAAAUCCCAAUAGAGUGAAGGACAUCUACAUACCAAUACAUACAUGGAAUUAAAUAAAUGCUGUUCUUUCUGUCUCUUCUCCCCUUUAAUCAUGGCCUUAGUACCCCCCUCCCCAUGCGGCUCCAAUCAUCCAUAAUGUGUGUUUGUGUUUUUCCAGAUGUGAGAGGAUUAGUCCUGAAUGUUUUUUUUUUUUUGUUUUUUUUUUUUGGUGUUUCUGGGUGUGAGCAUCCAAAUUUAAGCCUACAUUAACAGCUCUAACUGGAGUCUGAUGAACUUUUACCUACAGAAGUAUCCUGAAAUGUAAAAUCUGGUUUUAGUGUCCACAAGUGAACUGAAAAUAAAGGUGCACGUGGCUGCUCUGUUAUUACAAUAAUUGGUAUAAUCCAAAUUUGUUGCGUUAUUGAUUUGGGUCAGAUGUUUGGUCACUGAUGAACCAGAUGUGCAUUUCAAGUUGUUAUGAUUCUGUUAUAAGAGGAUGCUUUCAUUAGUUCAAAGUCUAUGCAGCAAAGGGAAAGGCCAGACAUAAAAUAAAAUGAAGAAUAAAAAGAAAUGGGACGGGUGUGAACUUUUGAUCUCAGCAUCAAAGCGACGGUAAAUCCUCCUCAUGGUUAGUUUCUGUGGAUGAUUCUGUCUGAUGAGUAGUGCUGCAGACUUUAUAUUAAUCAGACGUUCUGAUGUCAAAAAGCAAUUUCCAGCAGACCGAAAUGAGCGCAGAACGAGUGGAUACAUGGUCAUCAGUUAAUGUUUGCAAAUUUUGAGUUGUCUCCGCACUGAUGAUGUUCAGUGUGUAAAUAAAAUAUAUAAUCUGUACAGAAUUAAUAGAAAAUAACAAUUUUAAAGAUCUGCCUGAACAGCUGUGGUUUGUUGAUGGUUGGUUUCUCUGUCACAAAUAGUCGAAAUAUAAAGAGAGAGAAGACGCCUUGACGUGUGUGCGUGUGUGCGUGAGAGAGAGAGAGAGAGAGAGAGAGAGUGGGGUCGGUCCUGGUGAAUUUCUGCUGAGGAACAGAGGGAUCAGCCAACUCGCACACUACCCGUGAGAUUCAAUUCAGUCUUCUUCAUUUAUCACUUUCUGUUCCUUUUUUAAUAGUGACUUUUGUUUGUUUGGUGUAGCCCUCUGUUCCGUCUUUACGUUCACCGACCUUGAUUGGCCCACCGUCUUGGCUGUAAUCUUAUUUUCUGUUCCUUUUUUCUUUGAUUUUUUUCCAUUGCCUCUUGGGACUGCUAAUAAAAUGAUUGUUAAAAGUGAAACUCCA
Messenger RNA from Sander lucioperca (pikeperch), 5714 nucleotides. It is a transcript of the gene sec24c, whose product is annotated as SEC24 homolog C, COPII coat complex component. The record is from RefSeq and is a predicted model, not a curated record. Gene Ontology annotation, cellular component: endoplasmic reticulum exit site; COPII vesicle coat. Gene Ontology annotation, molecular function: zinc ion binding; SNARE binding. The coding region runs from base 204 to 3968 and encodes 1254 amino acids. NCBI's taxonomy places the organism in Eukaryota, Metazoa, Chordata, Actinopteri, Perciformes, Percidae. The transcript is spliced from 25 exons. Gene Ontology annotation, biological process: endoplasmic reticulum to Golgi vesicle-mediated transport; intracellular protein transport; COPII-coated vesicle cargo loading.